GAUUUUAUCAACAGCACCACAGGUCAUAACCCGAGGAUAUAAAUGUUAGUCGCUGGCCAGUGCACCUCAGUUAUAGUGGACUAUGGCUCAGCUAAGGCCAAAUUAUGUGGGCCUUGCCCUAGUUCUUCUCAUAGUGUUUCAAUCGGCUUCUGCCAUUGAUAAAUGCAAGACUGGAUGUGACGGACCAUCAGGACCAUUCAAGUUCACUCCUGGAACCACUUACAAAUACGAUUACGAUGGAAAAAUCAACAUUCUUGUUUCCACAGCUGAAGGGGAGCAAACUACAACUGAAGUCAAAGCUACAGUCCUCUUGACACAGCAAGCGGACUGCAGCCAAAUACUGAGACUGCAGAAUGUACAAAUCGUUGGACCAGAUGGCAAGAAACGUUCAGGAAUUCCGAACAUCGAUAAGCCAGUUGUCCUGAACAAUAACAAUGGCGCUCUGAACGAUUUCAUGUGUACGGACCCAGGAGACAAUCAAAACUCGCUCAACUUGAAGAGAGCCAUAGCCUCUCUCUUCCAGGCAAAUCUGGAAAAAAGUACAGAAGUGGACGUGUUCGGACAGUGUCCCACCCAUAUAUCGAAAAGCGUAGAUGGCGACAUCACCACGAUCCACAAAAACAAGAACCUGAACAAAUGUGCUUUCAGAGAGUCCAUCACCAAUGAUUACCUCUCAUCUACCUUCAAUAUCCAGAGCGAAAUUCAAGCAAGUCCCAUCCUGAACUCCAUCUUGGAUUCCAAACAAAAACUCAAGGCUGGAGUCUUGGACUCUGCUAACGUGGUGGAGAACUACUUGUUUGUACCUUUCUCAAUUGGCCAGAAUGGAGCCAAAGCUACAGUUGAAUCUAAGUUAACCCUAACAGGAACCAGCAAAGAUAUACCAUCCGUCAAAUGUUCAGUUCCAAAAUCUAUUAUCUUCGAGAACCCUCAUCCUGUAAACCUCGCAAAAACCAACAUGAACACCAUCCUCAAAAGUGUGAAGACACUUUCUGAGAAUCUUGGAGACGUUGUGCAGGAUAAGGCUGCAACAAACUUCAUCGGACUGGUCAAACUUCUAAGAGUCAGCAAGAAACCAGAUAUUCUUUCUGUUUACAACCAAAUCAGAUCUGGGUCUGGCUUCACUGACAAAGAAGCCAUUAAACAACUAUUUUUGGAUGCAGUCUUGGCUGCUGGAACCGGUGACACCAUCGAAGUAGCCAUAGAAUUGUUGAAAAAUAAGGAACUCAGUCCUAUGGAAGAGAGACAGUUGUUCUCGGGACUUCCCAGAGCUAGACAUGUCACGGAAAAUUCGAUUAAAACAGCAACAGACUUAUUGAACAGAGCUAACCUUCCUAAAGAAGCUUAUUUGGGAGUUGGGGCACUUGCUGGAAGAUAUUGCACACAUCACAAAUGCGAGAAGGUUGAUGUUAUAAAUAAAAUCAUACAGAAACUGCUGAGCAAACUUGGGGAUUUGAAGGCAGCGAACAGGAAGGAAGAAAAUGAUAUGAUCUUUGUUCUGAAAGGUCUGACAAAUAUUGGUUUCCUCAAUGACGCAAUACUUUCCAAGCUGGUGACUUUGGCUGAGGACAAAAAGCAACCGGCCAGACUUCGUGUGGCUACACUAGAAGCAUACAAAGCAGCUCCUUGUAAAGAUAAACUGAGGGAUAGUGCAUUGAAAGUUCUGAAGGAUACCCAACAAGAUUCUGAGAUAAGAAUCAAGGCCUACUUGGUGUUGACCGUUUGUCCAAACGAAAAAAUAGGAAAUGCCAUCAAAACCUUACUGGAAAAUGAAAAAAGCUACCAAGUUGGAGGAUACAUAUCAACCCAUUUAAGGAAUCUCAGAUCCUCAAUCAACCCAGAUAAGGCGCUUGCCAGAGCUCAUUUAGGCUUCGUGAGGGCUUCCAAUAAAUUUCCUUUUGAUCCGAGGAAGUAUUCUUACAACAGUGAAUUCUCCUAUUUCAUUGAUUCCAUUGGCGUAGCUGACAAUGUUGAAGCGGAUGUUAUUUACUCACAAAACUCGUUCCUACCCAGGUCACUUAACCUGAAUCUCACUUCUGAAGUGUUUGGACAUAGGUUCCACUACUUGGAAUUAGCAGCAAGACAGGAAAAUUUGGAGAGGGUGAUGGAGCAUUAUUUAGGACCACAAGGUGUUCUCAGGAAGGCCACCCUCCAACAGAACUAUGACAAUAUGGCCAAACCUAUCGCGAAUUUGCUGAAGAAUUUGAAGGAAAAAGUGGAUAAGUCACUAAGAGCUCGUCGAGAUGUUUCGAAAGCUGAUAUCGAUGCCAUCAAUAAGAAGAUCCAGAUUAAGGCCAACGAACUUGACAAGAACUUGGAUAUAGACUUAAGCGUGAAGACAUUCGGAAAUGAAGUUGUAUUCAUGAAUUCUUUCGAUAUCACUGAGAAAUUAUCCCCUCAAGGCAUCAUAGAUGGCCUUGUGAACAAACUCAACGAUGGACUCAACAGCCUGAAGAGUUUUGAGAAAGUUUUGAGGCUGAACUUGCUCUUCUUGGACGCUGAGCUCUCCUAUCCAACAUCUCUCGGUUUCCCUCUGAGAUUGGGGGUUGACGGUGCCGCCAACGUUCAAAUAAAAACCUCAGGAAACAUAGAUGUCCGUGAUAUCAUUUCCGAGAGCCCAGAUAACGACAUCAACCUGAAGAUCUCCUUGAUACCAAGCGCUGCCGUUUCCGUCAUCGGUAGAUUUACUUUAGAUACACCCUUAAUCGAGAAUGGUCUAAAGGUAGGAUCCACCCUCCACACAUCCAGCGGUGGAGAUAUUGAAGUGAAAACUUUCAAUGCAGCCAAAGGUCUGGAUGUCAAGUUCUCAGUUCCUGUCCAAAAACAAGAACUGAUUGGUUUGAGGCAUAGCAUCAUCUAUCAGACUAAGGAGAAUGGAGUAGUCACGAAUAAAAAUAUAAGAUUCACUCAGAACAAGGACUUUUCUAUAUGCGUGGACCAGUUGUCCCAAUUCAUCGGACUAGAGUUCUGUGCUGAUAUAAACGGUCCUAACCUAUCUGGUAAGAAAGUACCAGUACUACCCUUCCCUCUAUCUGGUAACGCCAGGUUGAGUGUAAGAAUUGAGAGGGGCGACAUUGACACAAUCCAUUAUAGGAGGGAGUUCAUAUCAAAAGAAGGCAAAAUUGGAGUGGAGGCUAAUCUGGAGACUUUGCGAAAUGGCAACCAAAAAGCUGCAUCAGUGAACGUUGAAGCAUACCUUUCACCUGAAAAAUACAUCAAAGUAAAUCUAAACUCUCCAAUUAAGAAUGCAGAAGGUGAAGCACGUUUAGUGUUCAAUGACAAAGAGAAGAUCCUUCUACUGUCGGUCAAGGACGAAAGUAAGGUCCUAUAUUCUGCCAAGGCUGGUCUACAAGUAGAUGGUGGUGCCGAUAAAACAAUCUAUAAUCCAAUUUUGCAAUAUACUACACCUCAAAACCAGGCACCACAAACUCCUCCCUUCCAUGUUGAGGGUAAGGUUAUUGCCGUGAAGACUGGCAACGACAUAAAAUACACUCUGGAUGGUUUAACUUUUGUUAUUCCAAAUCGCAAAAGCAUAGUCAUCACUGGAAACCUGGGCACAGAAGGACCUGCCUACUACUCAGAUCUUACAGCAUCCGAUGGAACUAUUUCUGGUUCAUUAGGAGGACGUCUAGAAACUCAAAAAGAUGUACUCAAAGUCCAGGCUGAAAUGAAGAACUCACUCAAACCAACGCUCAAUUUCAAUGUGAAAGGAGAAUUCAAGAAACAGGAGAACCCCGAUUUGAUCUCAAGCAACUUACAAAUCACUCAUGGUCCAGAUCUUCAGUCUAAAACUAACGUCCUCACUUUGAUCAACAGUUUGUCCGUCAAGAAUCCCAAGGAUCCAAAGACUCUCGAAAUAACUACCAAAAACAAGAUCACUUACCCCCUGGCCAAAUUAAACGGUAAAUUCGAUAUGGAAAAAGGACCAAAAUCUUUGCAUUAUGACACCUCUAUUCAGUACGGAGAUAUAAAGUUUGGUUCUGAGCUCAAGCUGAAGAUUAACACCAAAACAGUUGGAGAUUAUCAAAUGGAACUCGACGCCUACGACCUGAAGAAUAAAUUGGAAGUGAGAUCUAGUAGGCAAGUCGUCGGGCCUGAUGAUUCCAAGAUCAGUAAUUCGAUAGGUUUGAACAACAAGAAGUUGGAAAUUGGUGGAAAGGUUAAACAUCGUGUCAGGCCAGGAGACUUGAAUGUGGGUGGUGAUUUGACUGUGAAAGUACCAAACAAUAAGACCCCUCUGAAGGUUAAUGGGCAAGUGAAAAUAAAUCCGAGGGAAUUUGAUACACACCUCAAAAUUCUUGCUGGAAAAACCUCAAUUAUAGACUUACUACUCAAAGGAAAUCGUGUUGGUGAUAUAAACGGUCAUGCUAAGGUGAACCUGAAAGAUACCCUGACCGUUGAUGGACAAGUGUCCUCCAAGAAGGGAGUUGGUAAAGGAAACGCAGUUAUAGACUUCAAACAGCUGAAAAAAACAACCAAACUCGAUGCAACUUUCACUAUUCAGAGACCCAAAUACAAUCUGAAUUUGAACUUCUACCCAGUUUUCAAUGAGGACCCUAAGAAGAAAAUCUCUAUCGACACCAACAAUGAGAUCAGCGGAACAACUAUUCAUUCUAAGACAAAUCUCGAUCUUCUUGGCAAUCAAUUUGCCCUCAACGGUAACGCCCAACUUGGUAACUUACUCAACGGCAAGACCACAGCAGAUGUUGACCUCAGCUUACCAGGACCUCUCUACUUAUCUGGUCAGUUUGCUAGGGAUGCAAAAACAAAAGACGGCAGUAUUACUGGGGAAACAACAAUAUCCUUGGGACAAAGCACGGAUAAAGCUACACCUGGCAGAAAAAUAACGAUUAAGACUGUUACAAAGGACACCAACAUCAAGGAAGGUGUCGUCGAUGUCACAGUAAACUUUGCUGCUGAUAAUGCAGCAGGAAAGAAUGUCAAUAUGGAUCUCAGUCUGAAGAGGCAAAAAAGUGGGGAUAAGAGGAUCUUGAACUUCAGCAACAAAAUCACCAGUUCUGACUUAAGCAGCCCCAUUGAAGCUUCAUACAAUGCUGAAUAUUCAAAAACUGGCGGUAAUGUCGAAUUGAAGGCUUCCAUUGACCCUAAGGCUAACCUACAGUUGAACGGUAAAUUCAGCGGGGACACAUCUGCUGGACAAAAAACAGGUUCUGUGUCAGUUAAUCUGGCACUUCCAUCUGAAAUGCUUUCAAAUGUAAAAACAUCCUAUAAUUUGGCCAUAAAACCACCACAAGGAACUAGUCCAGGAACCUUAGAUCUCAGUGGAAAUCUUCAAACGAUUAGUAAUGUUCCAAAUCUCAACAUCGAGACAUCUGGAUCUAUCAACCUUCAAGGGGACAAAACAAGUGGAAAAAUCUCUGUCCAUGAAGAAGUUAAAAAACCUUGCACCUUAACCAUAGACGGAUCCGGUGGUUUCAAUAUGGAUCCCGAAAAGAAGACAGGAAGCAUAAACGGUAACUUGAAGGUCAUAUUGCCAAACAAGAACGUCAUCCAGGGAAGUGGUACACUUACAAGGAUAUCUCCGAAGGAGUACAACUUGGAGGCGUCUUUAGAUCUACCGACCAAAGCUCACAAGUCGAACAAGCUGACGGUCCAUACCAAACGGUCGGACAAAAAUGAUAUCAGCAGUCAAGCCACUUUGGAAAGUGAUGGACAAAAACAUACCGUGAACACCGAAUUGAGUUUGAAUCCUCUUGAUUCAAAGGUCGAUAUUCAGAUGAUUUGUCCUGAUGGUAAAUUAUCACAAAUUUCUGCUAACUUGCAAAGGCCCAGCAGCGACAGAAUGAUGGGAAAUAUCAAGAUUUUGAGUCAAGGCAAAGACUUCAUCCUAGAAGGAGGAAUCGACGUCAAUAAUGAAAGUCCAGACAACAUUUACCUCCAACUGACCGGAAACUGCCCCAAGCUGAACAUCAACGAUGUUGUCUUCAAAGUCGGUGGCAACACCAACCCUGACAAGAACACCGUUAGCGUACUUCUGACCUCAGCCGGAAAGAACGUGAUAUCUGGAGAUGCCAAAAUUUCCAACCGCCAGGAACAAGGCAAGAACAUCAUUGAAGGCUCGGGUGACUUCAAGGUCGGAACAGAGAACAAGUCUGGAAACUUCAAAUACAUCAGAACAGUCUUGACUUCCGACAAGAAUGGCGAGAAUGGAAACGAAAUCUCUUUCGAUGCUACCAUCGGAACAAAAGCAAUAGACGCUGAACUCAAAAUUACCGACAAAGAAUUCAGAUACUUGUAUUCUUUCUGUGAAGCCUCCAAGCAAUGUGCUCAUGUAGAGAUCGACGCCAAAACGACCACAAACGAAAUUGCACGCUACGAUGGCCAAAUUGAGGUUACCAUCGAUUUACGAGUACUGGGACUACCAACCGAGUUUGGACUGAAAUCGGUUACCCACAGGGAUCAUUUCUUAUUGGACCACACUGUUGACGUACAUUUCGAAAAUGCUGCCAACAAAUACCAAUAUAGUUUGUCAAUCCAUCCAUCCCAGUUCGAAAUCUCACUGACCACACCGAAUAGGGUUAUUUCUUUGGAAGGAACAGCAACUUUACCUAGUACCAAUUUGAAGAACGGUGGAAAGGCUUCAGGAGAAAUAGCUUUCUACACUGAUAAGAAGAAUAACCCCAAUACUAAGUCUUCUCUUACUGGAAACGUAAAUGUUGACGUCCAAAAGAGAACAAUCGACGCUGAAGCUCAACUGAAUAUAGUGAAUAUGAAAAAGCCUUUCAUCAUCAAAUAUACCAAGACAGUACCUAAACCUGACCUAGCAUCAUCGGGAUCACAAAAACUGAUAGUGGACAUCUUCGCAACUCCAGACCAAAAAAUAAUAGCUACUCAAACCUACUCCAUUCAGUACGAUAAGAACACUCACAAGACUCAAGCACAGAAUGCGGUAUCUGUGAAGAGUACCGGUUUAAGUCUGGACGUCGCUAUCAACCAUAAUGCUCUAUUGGACCCUAAGGCCCUCACUGCCAGCUUGAAAGCAAGUGGUGUAUUCGCUCUGAGCCAAAACAAAUACGAAAACCUCUUAAAAUUGGCUGCCUCCACCAAAGAUGCCAGUCUUCUGAUCAAGAUUCUGAACAACGUCAUUCUUGAUAUACAGUCGAAUAUUGCAUUCCAGAAAGGUCAGAUUGAUGUCAACUCCCAAGUGAAUGGCCUUGGAUUCGAACCAAUUGAAGCUGAUUUACAGAUCAAGAAUUACAAUAGUGUUACACUCACAAGAUUCCUCAAGAACAAUCCUAACGAUAAACUCGUGGUCAAAGCGGCUGUGACACCAGGUCAAACAGCAGAGGCUGUUAUCGAACAGCAGACUGGAGGAGCCACCAAACCACUUCUCCAACUUUCCAUCGACCUAAGUGACAAAAACUUCUUGAAACCCACGUUCAACGUACAAGGAGAUCAAUUGAAAGAACUUUCUUCUAAGAUAAGGACAAUUGCGGCUAAACAGUUGGAACAAACGGCCGAUAAAGUCAAGGAAAGUGCAGCAGCAUUAAAGAAUGAUGGCGGUGCACUAUUAGAUAAAGCUAAGAACUCUAUUCCAGAUGCCACACCAUCUGUGCAAUUUUACCAAAAGGAGGCAGCAACUUUCAAACAAGAACUUGCUGCAGACAAAACUCUGCAAAACUUGGCUCAGUUGAUGGAUAAUGUCUUGAACACGGUCAUAAGUGUGGUAAGCAAGGUAGUUUCCGCAAUGUCUAAUAUUGUUGGACGAACUAUACAAGCCGUCGUUGGUGCAGUCACAGAUGUACUCAGCCACAUAAAAACAGCCCUGCUUCCAAAACUCCAGGCUCUUGCCCAAGCACUUCUGGAAUCAGCGAAGAAUAUUCUGGAUAAACUCGUUGAUAUUGCAGCCAACCUGAUUGUUAAAGGGGUUGAGAUUCUGAAAGCUAUCGAACCUCAGUUAGAAGUUAUUCUUUCAUCAGUCGCUGAAAUUCUAGAAGACGUUAUGAAAGCCAUAGUUGCAACUCUGGAGAACAUCAAGAACACAAUCAUUCAACAAUUGAAACAUCUACAGCAAGAACUCAAGAGUUCUCCAAUCAUUUCGGAAUUGAAGGCGCAAUACCAGGAUAUCAUUAAAAACGGACUUCCAUCUCAAGAUGCUAUCGUGAACACCAUCAGGGCAUUCUUCGGUGCACUCAGGGAAUUGGUUCCACUUCCUGAAUUACAACAGAUACUGGAUCAAACUGAGCAAUAUUUGGAGAAGAGGUUAACAAAUAAACCUGUGGAUGAUGUAGUGGAAAUACGAAGAAUAGGUGGAUCCAUCCUUCAGCUUGCUACUAAAGUCUCUGGGGCAAUAGCCAAGGAAAUAGUACCAGAAAUUCUCAAGAGUUCCAAGCUACCAGGAGUCAACUUCGAUCUGCUCAGAGGAUUGCCUAGUGUUGGUACUGCAAGAAUUUCGGUUGUGAACUACCUAUUACGUGAAGACGUGACACCAUUAGUCAGAUUCCUACUACGUUUAAUUGUUACACCACGAGAUUUCAUAAUUCCUGGUGAACUUUCCUCUAUUGUGGCCUUAUCCGAGGUAUUCACUUUCGAUGGAAGGAUUUUAUAUUUGCCUGGCGAUAACUGCAACUACUUACUAGCAGCGGAUGCUGUGAAUGGCAACUUCUCAAUUGUUGGAACAUACCAGAACAAAAUUUUCAGUGCUGUAACACUAACCGACAAAACCGGUUCCUUGACUCUUACCAAAGACAAACUUCUGCUGGAUAAUGUUGAAGUUGAUAUACCAGUUCAAAAAGGAAAUCUGAGAGCAUACAGAACAAAAGCCUUCUAUUACCUGGAAAGCAGAGCUGGUGUUCAAGUUUUAUGCGAAAUUAACUUAUUGGGCUGUGACAUAAACGUAUCUGGAUUCUACAGAGGUCAACUCAGAGGUUUGUUAGGUAACGGAAACAAUGAACCUCACGAUGAUGGCACCCUUCCAAACGGAAAAAUUGUGGACAAAUUGACUGAGAUUGCUUCGGCCUACGCAGUAGGAGCACAAUGCGCGCCAGUUCAAAUGAAGGAAAUCGAUGAACCUAAGAGUGAUCCAGAGUGCGAGAAGAUGUUCGAUUAUGAAUCUCCUUUGAGGUUAUGUUAUCCAUUCGUUGAUCGUAAACCUGCCAAGAGGGCUUGCGAUUAUGCCGCCGCUCAGGGAGAUAAGGACAUCCAUAGAAUGAUCGGUUCCCUUUAUUCCUACCUCUGUUAUAAAUCGAAUAUUCCAGUGGAGAUGCCAGCAAGUAUAAGCGAACAAUGUACUAACUCUUUGGCGCCUAGAAAGGUAGAUGAGCAAUUCAACAUCCAGCUUCCUGGAAAAUCAGCAGAUGUACUUCUCUUGGUCAGCACUGACAAGGACAACGAAGCUCUUUACACUGAGUAUGGGCAGUCACUGAUGACGGCUAUCACCAACGAAUUCAAGGCCAAAGGAAUAGACGAUGUCGUAUUCCAUUCCAUCGCAUACGGCGGUGCAAACCAACAGCCUUCCUUCGUCACAGUUGGAGGAUUGACGUCAUUCAAAGACAAGGCGCCAGCAUUCAAGUUCAGCGAGUCGCCAAAACCACAAAAAUUGGUUACAGGAAUCACGGACCUAGACAGAGUCAUCGGUUUUAUCAGAACCGUCAUCCACGACCUAAAAUCCCUGCUUGGUCUUACUCUGGAGAGCAACACUUACACUGACGCCAUCAACUACCCCUUCAGGGUUGAAGCAAUCAGGACCACUGUGGCUAUAACCAGUGACCCUUGCGAACACUCGUUGGGUAUUCCUGUUGAAGUUGCAAAGACCAUUCUCUUCAACCGAAAAGAUAUAAACAUCAAUUUGAUAGCUCCAACUAAAGACUUCAAGGUUAAGGAUCCUCAAACUACAAAGGGAGUCAUAGGUUUCACGUCAGAAAAUGUGAUAACUCUGAGCGAAGCCGCUGCUAAGCCUACAGGAUCUCCCACACUUCAGAAAUCUAUGACCUACAACGACCUCUGCUCAGAUUAUACUGUUGGUGUCGGUGGUAAUGUCUUUGUAUCGACCAACCUUUUAGCAAACAAGGAUAAAAAAGACCAGAUAUCUCAAAUAGUGGCUAAGAAUAUUGUUAGCAGUGCGACCAGUAGGAAAAUUCAAUUGGAAUGUAGUUGUGCUUACUCCUUCAAGCAUCCAGUCAACCCUUACAAUCAUUGUAAACCAGUGGAUAUAAAAGAAGCGUAAGUACUAAGUGAACACAAAGGACUCAACACUAACCACCAUCUACUGUUCCAUAUUUAUUUUCACAAGUAUUUUAAAUGUUGUAAAUAAGAUUGUAACUUACAAUAAAACACAAUUUCCUAUUUGGAUAUUCGAUUCUA
Molecule: messenger RNA, 10320 nt
Organism: Coccinella septempunctata (seven-spotted ladybird)
Lineage: Eukaryota; Metazoa; Arthropoda; Insecta; Coleoptera; Coccinellidae
Product: apolipophorins-like
Exons: 34
Coding region: 83-10183 (3366 amino acids)
Biological process (GO): lipid transport
Molecular function (GO): lipid carrier activity
Source: RefSeq, a predicted model, not a curated record